Entrophospora sp. SA101 is the source of this 267-nucleotide messenger RNA. The record is from the annotation of a GenBank genome assembly. Lineage: Eukaryota; Fungi; Glomeromycota; Glomeromycetes; Entrophosporales; Entrophosporaceae.
AUGUCAUCGUCAAUUACUUCUUCUUCUGAUCCAAAACGUCCCAACGCAGCUGUUCCAUAUCAUUCACCAAUAAAAGAUAUUGAUGAAAUUGAUCGUGAUAUCUAUGGAAUUACAUCACUUUUAUUAAGUACAAUUGGACUUGUAUUAAAAAUAAAAUUUGCAUCUUGGACAGCAUUGAUGUUUGCUGUAGUUUCAGUGACCAAUGAGAAAAUAUCAGAUCAAGAUCCAAAUAGUGGAAGGACAUCCGGAUUCACUGGUCUUUUGUAA